Molecule: messenger RNA, 399 nt
Organism: Aspergillus ochraceoroseus IBT 24754
Lineage: Eukaryota; Fungi; Ascomycota; Eurotiomycetes; Eurotiales; Aspergillaceae
Product: putative NADH-ubiquinone oxidoreductase B14 subunit
Exons: 4
Coding region: 28-399 (123 amino acids)
Biological process (GO): response to oxidative stress
Source: RefSeq, a predicted model, not a curated record
GUCGGGUUUUUUUCUUUUAAUAUCAAGAUGACUAUCAAUCCUACUUACCUUGCGCAGCGCACUCGCUCCUCUGCCAACUGGAGCGAUGCGAAGACUCGUGUUCUGAGGUCUUACAGGGAGUGGCUUCGAGCUUCCCCCGAAAUCCAAACCAUGUACUCCCUGAACAUCCCCGUCUCCGCCAUCCGCACAAAGGUCCGCCAGGAAUUCGAGAAGCACCGCUACGUCAACCAGCUCAAUGUCGUGGAUGUGCUGCUGUUCCAAAGCCACGCCGAGUUCCAGGAAACCCUCAACUACUGGAAGCAGCUCUCGCAUGUGAUGAAGUAUUUCCGGCCAGAGGAGGACCCCGGUGCCCGGCUACCUCCUAACUUCAUUUCGGGCUUCCUGGAGGGCCGCAAUUGA